GGAUGGUCAAAACAAGCGCUUUAGUGUCGCUGUUUCAGCUUUUCUGCACUCUUGCUUCUGGAGAAGCCAUCUCUCAGGAUACCCUCUACCCAUUUGGACCAGCCCACAGGGACUUAGAAACCCCCAAGAUGGAUGAUGGCAGUUCUACAGAAAUUUCUUUACAAAUUACAUUUAUCUUCUUCAAUGUUCCCUACCGCUCCCUAUAUGUGAACAACAAUGGAGUGAUCUCCUUCAACGUUCAGGUGAGCCAGUUUACUCCUGAGGCUUUCCCUCUCAGUGAUAGCCGAUCAUUUAUUGCUCCUUUAUGGGCUGAUGUACACAAUGGAAUACGUGGAGACAUCUAUUACCGCGAGACUACAGAGCCAGAGAUCCUAGAGAGAGCCACUCAGGAUGUCAGGAAGUAUAUCAAGAACAUGCCAUCCUUCACUUCUACGUGGGUAUUCAUUGCCACCUGGAACCAAGUGACCUUCUACGGUGGCAGCCAGACAACACCGGUGAACACAUUCCAGGCAGUGUUAAUCUCAGAUGGUGUGAUUUCCUUUGUCAUGUUUAACUUUGGAGAAAUUGCAUGGAGCACUGGGACGGCUAGUGGGGGAGAUCCUCUUACUGGCCUAGGUGGAACCACUGCACAGUCAGGUUUUAAUGGUGGAGAUGUCAGUCACUUCUUCAACCUGCCUGGCUCCCGCACAAAUGAUGUAGUCAGCAUUGAGCAGACAACGAACGUCAACGUGCCUGGUCGCUGGCUCUUCCGUGUUGACACAGAACAGAUAGAUCCAGCCAAUGGCUGCAGCUAUAACGGACGUUUUUAUCGACGUGGGGAGGUGUUCUGGCUGUCAGAUCAGUGUUCUCAGCGAUGCAGGUGUCUGGAUUUGGACAAUGAAGUCAUCUGCCAAGCAGCUCCAUGUGGCCAACUGGAAACAUGUGAGCAGCAAGAGGGAGCCUACUAUUGCCAGCCCACUCGAACCAGCACCUGUGUGGUGUUUGGAGACCCUCACUAUCAUACCUUUGAUGGCUUCCUCUACCACUUCCAAGGCACAUGUUCUUACCUUCUGGCUCGUCCUUGCUGGGAGGUGGCUGGUCUUCCAUUUUUCAGUGUUGAGGCCAAAAAUGAAAAUCGAGGUGUGGCCACCGUAUCCUGGCUGAAAGAUGUAACUGUGGAGGUCUACGGCCAUCGAGUUACACUGCCGAAAGGAACCCUGGGAACUGUACAGGUCGAUAAUCUCUUAAAGACUCUACCUGUUCAACUCCAGUUAGGAGCCGUCAGGGUAUACCAGUCUGGUGUCGCAGUUGCCUUGGAAACUGACUUUGGUCUGUUGGUAACGUAUGAUGGGCAGCACUAUGCUUCCAUCUCCCUUCCGAGUUCCUACUUUAACAAUACUUGCGGCUUGUGUGGCAACUAUAACGACGACCCUGCUGACGACCCUGUGCUGCCGGACGGUUCGCUAGCAGAAAGCGUUGUUGAGUUGGGUGGUAGCUGGCGAGCGGAGGAUACGGAUUUCCGCUGUACGGAUGGUUGCUCCCAGAACUGCAGCAUGUGUGAACCGGCCGCUGAAGCUUUUUACUUUCGGCCCGACUACUGUGGGCUCAUCAACAAGACCGACGGGCCGUUUAGAGAUUGUCGGGCUGUGGUGGACCCUACUGCAUUUGUCUAUAGUUGUGUGUAUGAUAUGUGCAGCAAUCGGGACAACAUCACAACUCUUUGCCAGGCUAUACAGGCAUACGCUUUGGCAUGCCAAGCACUGGGGGUUACCAUCAGACCCUGGAGGUCUCGUACUUUCUGUGCUCUGACCUGUCCAGAGAACAGCCACUACCAGGUCUGCACAAGUGCUUGCCCACCCUCCUGCUCUGACCUGACUGCCCACCUGUACUGCACACAUCCAUGCACUGAGGGGUGUCAGUGUAACCAGGGCUUUGUGCUGAGCGGCAGCCGCUGUGUACGACGUUCCGAAUGUGGUUGCGAGCGUGAUGGCCUGUACUAUGCUCUCAAUGAAACCUUUUGGACAGGCGAGAGAGGUGAGGUAGACAGCGAGUGUUUUCAGCGAUGUGUGUGUGGCCCAGCAGGCAAGGUCACAUGUUUCAAUGAAUCCUGCCAGGAGGGGGAGGUAUGCACGGCAGAAGUGGGGCUGCUUGGUUGUUAUCCUCGAAGAGAUGCCAUGUGUUCGCUGUCUCAGAUGUACAUCUUGUCUACGUUCGAUGGCUCGUCCAUGUCGUUCCCUGAUGAGAGUUCUUUCUAUCUGGUGAAGACUUUGGGGCGCCUACCAAUAAAUGUUUCAGCAGUGGAGGUAAAGAUUGGCAGGAAGCUGGUGAACAAAGGUCCUGCUUGGAAGAGGCCGGUGGUCAUCCGAGUUCAACACCUAGAGACACAGAUAGGUGGCUCUGAUUUUGACAUUGUUAAGAUAAAUGGGGAGCAAGUAGUCCUGCCAUACGUCCAUCCACUGGAACCUCUUGUGGUGUACCGUGCCUCUGGAAAUGUCACUGUUGUGGAAUGGACUGGUGUAAUCCGAGCCAAAUACUCCCACCAAGGUUUUCUCAACAUAACACUUUCAACCCUUUUUUAUAAUUCCACCUGUGGCCUUUGUGGUUUUUUCAAUGGAGACCCACUGGAUGACCUUCGUCUGCCCAAUGGCCGGCAAGCUGACACGUCUGAUCAGUUUGUUGAAGGCUGGAGAGCAAUAGCUGAUGACCUAACAUGCAACGGUGACUGCGAAGAUCUCUAUCGCAUGUGUACUGACCUACGGCUGUACCAGAGCCCUUGGCUUUGUGGGAACAUUAACGACCCAGCAAACAGUUCAUUCCUAAUGUGCCACUUGUCCGUGAACCCUUCGCCCUACUUCAGGAACUGCCUGUACAACAUGUGUGUGAAGGAGGGCAAUCGUUCGGCUCUGUGCUCUUCACUGCAGGCCUAUGCUUCUGCCUGUCAGGAUGCUCAGAUCAACCUUGGGCCAUGGAGAAGUGCCACAAACUGCCCUCUGCCCUGCCCAGCGAAUAGCCACUUUGAUGAGUGCACGACUGCUUGCCCACUGACCUGCGAAAAUCUGGAUGAUCCAGACGAGCCGUGUCCAUACCCUUGCUCCGAAGGCUGCCAGUGUGAAGUGGGCUAUGCCCUCCGUGAUGGGCUCUGUGUGGCUCGCAGUGACUGCGGCUGCUUCUACAUGGGCCAACAACUAGCUACCAAUGAAACCUUCUGGACCGACUGGGAAUGCCAGGAACGCUGCUUCUGCAAUGGCUCAGACAACAGUGUCUACUGCACCUUCUCCCCAUGUCACCCUGAGGAAUAUUGCCAAGAGAACGAUGGCCUGUAUUUCUGCCAGCCCCGGACGGAGGCUACAUGUGCGGUAGCUGGAUAUGGUCACUACUUGCCCUUUGGAGGUGUUCCAUUUGACCUGCAGAGCAGCUGCACACUUCAUUUGGUCACCACAGAUUGUGGUGGACUGGAGGAGGAUGGGGCUGGACAUGGAAGUGUGAAUGAGGGUUUCGCUGGAGAGAUAGGUGCAGGGGGCCUGCCUCGGUUCCAACUCUCUGUUCGAAAUGAGGAGAGGGACACAGGGCAGACCAUCUGGGUUCGAGGCUUUGUGUUGGAGGUCUAUGGAUAUGAAAUUGAAAUGUCAAGAAGCUUUAAACAUACAGUCACGGUAAAUAAAGAGCGUUUGUACCUGCCUCUGAAGUUGGGCACUGGAAAAGUCAACAUAUCCACCCUGGGACUACAGUUACUGGUGGAGACAGACUUUGGCCUGAAGGUGGCGUUUGAUUGGAGUACCCUCCUCCUGCUUUCUUUGCCACGGACAAUCUAUAACUCAACAUGUGGGCUAUGCCAGGGAAUGCCUAUCUCCGGACUCGCUCUUAGUGUGAGUGAAUGGGGCAUGAUGUGGGCAGAACGGGACACUUUCUGUCAAGUGGGGUGUGGUGACUCCUGUCCUCGCUGCGGAUUGGUGGAAAGAGGCCUGGCGGCGGAAGUACCUGGUCCUAUGCAGACAGUGGGUGGCAUUAACAUCGAUGAGGCUGAAGGUGCUAACCCAGGAAACCGUUUUCAUCUGUCCGAGGGCUUGUAUGUUUACGUUGAGCCUGAGGCGGUGAGGCUGUGUGGACUUAUUAUUGAUCGUGGAGGGGUGUUUGCGCGAUGCCACAGCAAGGUUCCACCAGCAUACUUUUACCAGAGCUGCCUGCAGGACACGUGUGUGGACCAAGGGGCACGGGAGACUAUUUGUAAUUGGUUGCAGAUCUACGCCAGUACUUGUCAGAUCCAAGGAGUACCUGUGAUGGGCUGGAGGAGUUCUACACCCUGUGUGCUGACAUGCCCAGUGAAUAGCCACUACUCAAGCUGUAUGAUGGUGUGCCAGCCUCAGUGUGCCCCAGCACGUGGACAGAGGGACUGUAACCAGCACUGUGUGGAGGGCUGCCAGUGUGACCAGGGCUAUGUGCUGAACGGCAAGAGCUGCAUCCUUAACCAGAACUGUGGCUGCUACACAGAUGGCAAGUACUAUGAGCCUAAACAGUUGUUCUGGAACAGCGACUGCACCAAGCGUUGCCAGUGUAUCGGCCGCAACUUGGUUCAGUGUGACCCACGCCGCUGCAAGGCCGAGGAGGAGUGUGUGUUACGCCAUGGUGUCCGUGGCUGCUUCGCCCGCCGCAACCAGCACUGUGUGGCUUCAGGAGGUGGCGUUUUCCGCACAUUUGAUGGCGCUUCAUUACGUCUUCCUGCCUCUUGCUCGUUCGUCCUGUCCACCAUUUGCCACAAGCUUCCUGAACUCUCUUUCCAACUUAUCGCCAACUUCGACAAGUGGAGCACACCCAACCUUACCACCAUCUCACACGCCUACCUCUACAUUAACGAGGAGAAGAUCCUCAUCUCUGGCAACACUGUUAAGGUGAAUGGGACACCUGUGUCUAUACCCUUUGUAACCGGCCUGAUGACCCGCGUCUCCACGUCUGAAGGCUUUCUAGUCAUCGAGACACAGCAGGACAUCCAGGUCCGCUAUAACCGUUUCAACACCCUCAGUAUUACAAUGGGACCACGGCUGCAGAACAAGGUGUGUGGUCUGUGUGGAAAUUUUAAUGGAGACCCUACUGACGACUACAUCACAUCUCGCGGGAAACCUGCCGUCAGCGCACUGGAGCUCGCACAGAGCUGGAAAACCAAUGGCAUGCAAAACAGCUGUGAUGAGACUCAGUAUGUAGCACUGGCUCAGUCCUGUGACAACACAGAUGUUCUGGAGCUACAGGGCGAGGACAGCUGUCUGAAACUGACCGAGCUCAAGGGUUUUUUCCAGCCAUGCCAUGGCCUGCUGGACCCUCAUCCCUUCUACCAGUCCUGCUACCUGGAUGGCUGCUACAACCACAGGAAGGCUCAGGUGUGCGGCUCCAUGGCUGCCUACGCAGAGGCCUGCCGCUCUUUCGGCACGCUUACCACCAAGUGGAUCGCCCUGGAGAACUGCUCAGAAUGGAUCUAUGACCCCUGUGCAGGAGAGAUCUGCACAAACAACACGUGUGAACAGGAAAACGGAGGAGACCUUUGUGGCUGCCCAGAACUUCCAAACAAUGACAUCAACGAGGAUGACAUAAUCCAAGCCGAGGUGACUUGUAAACAUGCUCUGAUGGAAGUUUCCAUAUCAAAGUGUCGCUUGUUCCAGCUGGGCUUCGAGAGGGAAGAUGUUCGCAUCAACGACCAGAAGUGCCCUGGCAUCGAGGGCGAAGACUUUAUCUCUUUCCAUAUCAACAACACCAAAGGCCACUGUGGUUCCAUAGUACAGUCGAAUGGAACGCACAUCAUGUACAAGAACACGGUGUGGAUUGAGAGUGUGAAUAACACCGGGAACGUGGUGACCAGGGAUAAGACCAUCAAUGUGGAGUUCUCCUGCGCCUAUGAGCUUGAUAUCAAGAUCUCCCUGGAGACCGUGCUUAAGCCCAUGCUGAGUGUAAUAAACCUCACCCUCCCCACCCAGGAGGGCAACUUCAUCACUAAGAUGGCUCUGUAUAAGAACUCCUCGUACCGCCAGCCAUACCGGGAGGGUGAGGUGGUGCUCAGUACGCGAGAUGUGCUGUUUGUGGGUGUGUUUGUGGAAGGUGCAGACGACAGCCAGCUCAUUCUCAUAGUAAACAUGUGCUGGGCCACGCCAUCACGCUACAGCAGUGAUCGUCUACGCUAUAUCAUCAUAGAGAAAGGGUGUCCCAACAUUAAGGACAACACCAUCGGCAUGGCUGAGAAUGGCGUGUCCCUUACUUGCCGCUUCCACGUCACUGUAUUCAAGUUCAUUGGAGAUUAUGAUGAGGUGCAUCUGCAUUGCGACGUCACACUGUGUGACUCGGACACCAACGCAUGCAAAGUGAACUGUCCACACAACAGAAGAAGCUACUCUGACUACAGUCAGCAAAAAGAACACAUACUGUCUGUGGGACCAAUCAGAAGACGAGUGGCAGAUUGGUGUGAAGACAAUAAUGGUGGAUGUGAGCAGAUCUGCACCAGCCAGGUUACACGACCAGUGUGUAGCUGUGUGACUGGAAUGCUGCAAAAAGAUGGCAAGAGCUGCCGUGCUACCAGCUCUAGCGUGGAUCUCCAGCCACUCGCUCCUCUGGUUGCCACAGGCAUCGGCAUCAUGCUCCUAAUACACAUCCAUAGCUCUCUGCUUGUUUCCUAACGUAAACCGAACCAUGGUGAAGAGGAGAGGAUACAGCAAACAAGUGAGGAAAAGAGACAAACAGAAAGCAACCAUGAAACAACCACUAACUGCAGCCCGGAUGAGCCCUCAUAGCUUAUCUCCAUCAGUGAUGAACUGUGAUCAAAGACUCAGCUGCAUGGACGCUGUCCAGAAACAAGCGACCAUGUGAAAAAAGCUUCACUUGUUUUUAAGAAGCUUACCAUUAAAAAGCACAGGCAGCCCAAAAUGAGUCUGAAUUUAGUAGGUAUAGAUGGGUGAGCUAUUGAGAAUUACACAGAUUAGCAAUGAGUGAUUAGCAAGUGGAAUUUAUUAGGUUAUGUUAAUGUCUGUGAAUGGUGAAAAUUUAAGUGCCACUUAUAUUUAUGUUUGAUUUAAUGUUUCUCCUUGAUUAAGUUCUCAGUAUAGUUAAUUAUUUAAUUUCCUUUUUUGCCAUGAUGAUGUAUCUUUUAGAUCAAUCCUUGUUCUACAAGCAUUUCUUUGCUUGAAGUAUUCACAAAUAUCUAUAAAGAGUUUUUCAUCUAUACUACACCAUAUGGUCAAAAGUAUGUGGACACCCCUUGUUAUUAUCAUUAUCAUAUGUUUCCAGCUUUGUGGCGACCGUUUGAGAAAGACUCUUUCCUGUUGCAGCAUUAGCCAAGGUCCAAGGAUCUCCAGUGGCCUGCACAACACCCUGACUUCUUUCCAUUUAACAUGUAUGGUAUGAAUUGGAACAUUCAUUUUACCUAAAUGGGCACAAGUUACCACAGACAAAUGUUAUAAUCUUUUAAAAUGGCAUGUUAAACAAGCUCAUGGUCUGUUGUCCACAUAUUUUUGACCUUUUGACCAUAUUUUAUAUUUGCUAUGUGUACUGUUUCAUCUCAUGUCCCAUAAUGUUACAAAACCAACACAAGUAUUUCAGAUGUCCUCAAGUAGGCUUGUUGUUACACUGUUAGCAAAUAAAACAUACAUUUAUCAU
Molecule: messenger RNA, 7608 nt
Organism: Trichomycterus rosablanca
Lineage: Eukaryota; Metazoa; Chordata; Actinopteri; Siluriformes; Trichomycteridae
Gene: tecta
Product: tectorin alpha
Exons: 25
Coding region: 3-6632 (2209 amino acids)
Biological process (GO): cell-matrix adhesion
Molecular function (GO): protein binding
Source: RefSeq, a predicted model, not a curated record